Molecule: messenger RNA, 711 nt
Organism: Rhinocladiella mackenziei CBS 650.93
Lineage: Eukaryota; Fungi; Ascomycota; Eurotiomycetes; Chaetothyriales; Herpotrichiellaceae
Exons: 2
Coding region: 1-711 (236 amino acids)
Source: RefSeq, a predicted model, not a curated record
AUGUAUUCAGUACUCCCAUCAUCCGCCCUCAUCCUCUCUGUGCUGGCCACAUCCACCCUUGCCUCUCCUCAAAAUGACUACGGCUCAGGGUCCUCUUCAGCUACAGCCACAGCCGCCACCGCCUCUGCCUCGGGCGUGCACUCUGUCCAAGUCGGUCCAGGCCUGAGCUUCACCCCUGACACCGUCACCGCCGCCGAAGGCGACUGGGUCGAAUUCACCUUCGGUUCAGGCCACUCUGUGGCUCAAAGUUCCUUCGACGCACCCUGCGUGCCCCUUGAAGGCGGCGCGGGUGUCUAUUCCGGUUUCCCCAAUGACGGCGACGUCUGGCGUAUCAUGGUCAACAGCACCGAUCCAAUCUGGCUGUACUGCUCUGCUACAGGCCACUGCGAAGGUGGUAUGGCUAUGGUGGUGAACCCUCCAUCCUCCGGAAACACUCUCGACGCUUACAUGUCCGCUGCCGCCAACGCGCAAGGCUCUUCCCCAGAGACCGUGCAAGGUGGCGUCUUCGGCGCCGCUACCGACGACGGCGGCUCAUCCAACAGCAGCAGCAGCAGCAGCAGCGCCAGUGGCAGUUCUUCACCUACUGCCAGUUCUACCGGUUCGAGCGCCAGUGCUUCUGCUACAGGGGAUUCUGGUGCCAGUGCUAAUGCAGUCCGAAAUGGACUGUUGCUUGCUGGUGCCGUGGCUGCUGGCGUUGCCGCUGUUUUGUAA